AUGUCUCCCUCGAACCAAAAGGAUGACAAAAGUGCCACUAAACUGCAGUCACACAGUCCAGCAGAAAUAUCCUCUUCAGAGACUGUAUUGGAGGGUGUAGGCGCCGGUUCCUUUUUCUGUCCCAAGAUCCAGAGGUCAGGCUGUUCCCUUCUCCACAAAGACCCCCGUGGCAUCCGCACGCCCUUCGAUCCCAACCGCAGGUGCAGCUUCCGCUUCGUCACGGAGGCGCGCUACCAGAAGCACCUAAAGGAUUGGCACGGCGUCUUGCUCGAGACCAUGGCGGAGUACUUUGCCGAGGAGUACUGUGGUGGUGUCAUCCCCAGGAGGGUGCCUCAGGAAAUGCCUGGGGCAGAGCAUGGGGUGGUGGACCGGAAGGGGAUUGCUGAAGAGAGAGACAAGACUGAAGACUUUGAGUUGAGGCUGAUGAAUUAA
Messenger RNA from Cryphonectria parasitica EP155, 432 nucleotides. RefSeq lists its product as uncharacterized. Bases 1 to 432 code for a protein of 143 amino acids. The record is from RefSeq and is a predicted model, not a curated record. Lineage: Eukaryota; Fungi; Ascomycota; Sordariomycetes; Diaporthales; Cryphonectriaceae. The transcript is spliced from 2 exons.